Mycena citricolor is the source of this 658-nucleotide messenger RNA. Lineage: Eukaryota; Fungi; Basidiomycota; Agaricomycetes; Agaricales; Mycenaceae. The record is from the annotation of a GenBank genome assembly.
UCUCAGCGUGACUUGAAAAGGACGACAUUCCGAUGACCAUUCCCACGGGUGUCGUCAAUGCGAACAGUAGCACCAAAGCUAUCGCAAACCAGUCUCGUCCACCGGUUUUGGAAGCAGGAAGUGACGCGAUCCGGAUCCCAAGGGAGAGACCCUCAAACAACUGGUGGAAGAUGAUCGCCGUGAGCAGGGAGGCUAUGAGCAGUUUCGGUUCCACGCAGCUCGGAGAACGAGGCGGAACACAUACUGAAAUCGCCACCGGAAGUGAGGGCCAGGGAUAUAUUCCAGAAGAGAACGAACGGGCGCACAAUAAUUCCAACCAGCUGCCUUCCUCUGCCGACUUUGUGGUCCUCUUUCCGGGGCUCUGGAUUCGCUUCGAAGUCCUGGGUGGGAUACGCGAACACUUCUCCGUCAUGGUUCGCGGUAGUCACGCAGACACUGAGCAUCCUCCCGUCAUGUCGGCUCAGCGGGCAGUGUCGGGGUGGCGCAAAUAGCGCUGCUAGGAAAGCAGGCUGCAAAGGCGAAGCUUUCGGCCGAGCGACGAGUGGAGUCACUUCUGUUGGAGGAGGAAGGCGGGAAACGGGGAUGUGCGGGGAUUCGACGGGGGAUGAGGGUGCAGAUGGUUCCGCAUGAAGGUAGUCGACGUACGAAGUCGAGACGU